Messenger RNA from Caenorhabditis bovis, 411 nucleotides. NCBI's taxonomy places the organism in Eukaryota, Metazoa, Nematoda, Chromadorea, Rhabditida, Rhabditidae. The record is from the annotation of a GenBank genome assembly.
AUGUCCGAGGUCGCUCAAGAUACCGUCGCCGUCGAGCAGGAGAAGGUCGCCGCUCAGUCCGAGGAAAAGGAAGUCGAGCUCGUUGAGAAGAGCGAUGCCGCUGCUGCCGAUGAGCCAGCCGAGAAGAACGGCGAUGAGAAGGCCGAUGACGAAGAGGAUGAGGCCGCUGACGACGACGAUGAUGAGAAGAAGAACGGCGUCGACGCCGAGAAGGCCGCCGAGGCUCCAGCUGCGCAGAACGGCGAGGCCAAGGACACCAACGGAAAUGACCGCAAGCGGGUUUCCAGCGCUGGCGAUGCCGCUGUCAAUGAGGAGGACGAGGAGGCUACUACGAAGAAGGCCAAGGUCGAUGAGGCCGCCGCCGCUGACGAUGCUGCCGGAGACGCUCCGGUUGCCGCCGCUUCCGAAUAA